CGUCAGUCAGCCAGUCAGUUGAAGAGAAAAGCGAGUUUCGUUCGGUUCGGGUUGUUUCGCGACUCGCUGUUUUUGUAUGUGCUUUCUGGCCCUGCCCAAAGAAAUUUAUUACCCUCCUCGGUCGGUUGGUCGUCUGGUCUGCUGGAAAUCGUUACGGACGUGAGGAAAAUCCGCAAACCAGAGAGUGUCGCGCGAGUGAAGUGAAGGAAAAGAAGUGCCGCACAACAGGGACCCAAGAUCCCGAAGAAUUUCCAUCACCAUCAUCAACAGUUAAAAAGCAACAGCGAUGCAGACGAUAAAGUGCGUCGUAGUGGGCGACGGUGCCGUCGGUAAGACCUGCCUGCUGAUCUCCUACACGACCAACAAAUUCCCCUCGGAGUACGUGCCGACCGUUUUCGACAACUAUGCCGUGACGGUCAUGAUCGGCGGCGAGCCAUACACGCUGGGACUGUUCGAUACCGCCGGUCAGGAGGAUUACGAUCGGUUGAGGCCUCUGUCCUACCCGCAGACGGACGUGUUCCUGGUGUGUUUCUCCGUCGUCAGUCCCAGUUCGUUUGAAAACGUCAAAGAAAAGUGGGUACCGGAGAUAACGCACCACUGUCAGAAGACGCCGUUCCUGCUCGUCGGGACGCAGAUCGAUCUGCGCGACGAGCAGAGCACACUGGAGAAGCUGGCCAAGAACAAGCAGAAACCCAUCACACUGGAGCAGGGCGAGAAGCUGGCCAAGGAACUGAAGGCGGUCAAGUACGUCGAGUGCUCGGCGCUGACGCAGAAAGGGCUCAAGAACGUCUUCGAUGAGGCGAUUCUGGCCGCGCUGGAACCCCCAGAGCCAACCAAAAAGCGAAAGUGCAAGUUUCUGUAAACCAACACCAUCGUCCCUUUCGUACAAUCGUGUAUUUUUGUUUGCCACCACCACCACCAACACAACCACACGUAUAACCUUCCUUUAGACACACACACAUACAUAAACAUAAACACAAACACCCACGCAUGAGUAUUCAUACAUACCUACAAGCUUCCUUGGUUUCUUCGUUUCCGUUUUUUGCCGAUGAAACUUGAGGAAACUGCAUUAUAAUGGCAUACAGAACAGACACACACAAACACAAACGCGUUGGUUGAAACCCCUUAUUAUUACUAGUGGUAAGGAAGGUAAGAAGCAACAAACAACAGAACCGGUUAGACUAGGUGGGAAAACAAUUGUAUUGAAAACAAAAAAAAAACACUAUUUCCUACAUUUGCAUAUAUCUUAUAAAAUAGCAACUAACAAAAGAAGAUAGUUUGUUUGAGAAGAAAAGAAAAACAGAAAAUGGGAAAGCAGACCUUUCUUGACGUAAAGAAGAAUUGAUUAUCCUCAGAAAGACACGGAAAGAUGGAAGAAGGAAGAAAAAAUAAACUGACGGAACGUUAAGAAGAAUGGCAGGAAACGCUAAAAUACUAUUAUACAAAAAAGCAACAAUUAUGAAAAUUAAAAAUUUAUACAGCUUUUUUACAAAAACUACAAACAAGAAUAAUGAACAAAACCAAUAUAUACCCCAUUCACCAAAAGAGAGCAAAAAUAAAAACACACGAUAAAGACAAAAGUUAGAAAACACAAACAAAAUUAACAGCGAACCGUUUUUUUGUUGUUCCACGAAUUUUCCCGCGUGGAGUGUUUUACAUGCAUGCGAUUCAAUCUCGCAACUACUGGCACCAACUUUUAUAGGAAACAUAACCAAACCAUCGUUUUUUCUAGGAUGGAUAAUCAUUUCGCUCACUAGUUCAGCCUGGUUUGUUUCCGUGUACCUCUCGGAUAAACUUUCCGUAUUUCUGGUAGCUCUGCGAGUGUAUCGAGCGAUGACACCAGCGUUGCCAGAAAUUUUAUUUUUUAUAUCCAUGAAGAAAUUAAAUGCUAUUUAAAACAGUUGAAGAAUUGGUCGAUUUUGGCGAAAAAAAAAAGUUCUAAUCAAACAAAAUACAUGAAUUCAGGUGAGAAAGAUCUUCUAUUGAUCUUCAACGGUUUACAGACUUUGAGCAAUGGUAGGUAGAAUGGUUUGUGCCGGUGAGUUUUUAGUAUUCAAAUCUUUAUCCAAGGCAAGCGAGAAAUGCGAUGUUUAAAACAAUCUGUUUUUUUCCUCCACGUUUCUGUUACUUUCGUACUUCAUGUGAUUCUAAAAUGUUUUCAUUUUGUUCAGUUUUGCAUUUUUUUCACACUCUAUCGUUCAUAUGAAGAGUCCCAUUUGCAUUUCCUUAAUUCCGUUCGUUCAUUUACCACUUUGCUUUUUAGUUUUCUAUCAAUUAUACACACACACACGAUUUCAACUGGAAGAAAAAGUUGUCUGCCUCACAAUUAUUAAAGUAUAUAGAGUUACAAUUCCUUUCCAUGGUGGCUUCCUUCGACAGGAGACAGAGGAGGAGUCCGAAGGGCGCUAAGCAUUAAAAUUCUAGUAAGAAAAUGCGGAAGAAGACGAGUUAAUAGGAAGAGAUUUAUAUUUAAUAUUAAAAAAAAAAUAAUGAAAUACAACUAAUGACUUUGAGAAAGAAGACAACAUUUUUUUUCUGUACGAAAGGCUAUAAAAUGUUUCCUUUUUCCCAAUGAGUAUAAAAACGUACGACAACAACAACAGUUAAUCAAAGUGCAUCCUUCUGAUUUAAAGUUUAAUGAUUCCACGGAGUAACAACAACAACUGACACACACAAAACAGUUUAGGUUUUCUUUAGUUCACAUUAAGGAGGUAAUCCCCUCCAAACAACAAAAAAAUCAGCAAAGUCGGUGAAGAAAAAAUAAACAAUAGGGAGAAGAUGAGUUGAAGAAUUAAAAAUAAAAACAGUGACACAGUGUAUUACGGAGUGCGGAGAUUGAUUUUGCGGGAUCGCACGAAGCGGAGCAAGAAGAAGAAGAAAAGUAAUUCUAAUAUAUAUUUCGUAUAUAUUUUAUUUUAAAAAUAAAUAAAAAUCAUUAACUUCAUGCCAAAAAAAAUAU
This is a messenger RNA of Aedes albopictus (Asian tiger mosquito), 2959 nucleotides long. RefSeq names its product cdc42 homolog (gene Cdc42). The record is from RefSeq and is a predicted model, not a curated record. The transcript is spliced from 5 exons. Lineage: Eukaryota; Metazoa; Arthropoda; Insecta; Diptera; Culicidae. Bases 287 to 862 code for a protein of 191 amino acids. Gene Ontology annotation, molecular function: GTPase activity; protein kinase binding; GTP binding. Gene Ontology annotation, biological process: Cdc42 protein signal transduction; endocytosis; establishment or maintenance of cell polarity.